This is a messenger RNA of Anas platyrhynchos (mallard), 6174 nucleotides long. Lineage: Eukaryota; Metazoa; Chordata; Aves; Anseriformes; Anatidae. The record is from RefSeq and is a predicted model, not a curated record.
UGCGGCCGAGGAGGAGGGAGGAGGAGGAGGAGGAGGAGAGGAAUCAGCAGCGAGGCUGUGGGGAGGGGAGGGGGGGUGGGGGGAGAAGACGAAGGAAAAAAAGGGGGGGGGAUCUGAGGGCCCCCCCCGCAGACCGGCAGCCGAACCGCCGCGGCGGGCAGCGAGCGAGCGAGCGGGGCCCGCAGCGCUGCGCCCAGCCAUGGACAAUCAGUGCACGGUUCAAGUCAAAUUGGAGCUGGGGCACAGAGCCCAACUGCGGAAAAAGCCCACCACUGAAGGGUUCACUCAUGACUGGAUGGUGUUUGUCCGUGGCCCGGAGCAGUGUGACAUCCAGCACUUUGUGGAAAGGGUGGUCUUCCGCCUACAUGAGAGCUUCCCAAAACCCAAGCGAGUGUGCAAGGAGCCCCCAUACAAAGUGGAGGAGUCUGGCUACGCAGGGUUCAUUAUGCCUAUUGAAGUGUACUUCAAAAAUAAGGAGGAGCCGAAAAAGGUUUGUUUCACAUAUGACCUGUUUUUGAAUUUGGAGGGAAAUCCACCAGUGAACCACCUUCGUUGUGAGAAGCUGACUUUCAACAACCCGACGAAGGAAUUCAGACGCAAACUUAUUAGGGCUGGAGGGGUGAUGGUAAUGCCAGAAGGAGCAGAAACAGUUUCAAGACCAAGUCCCGAUUAUCCUAUGUUACCCACAAUACCACUUUCUGCCUUCUCUGACCCUAAGAAGAACAAACCAUCCCACGGGUCAAAGGAUGCAAACAAGGAAAGCAGCAAGGCAUCCAAGCCACACAAAGUAACCAAGGAGCACAGAGAGAGGCCAAGAAAAGACUCUGAGAGCAAAAACUCCUCCAAAGACCUUGAAAGAGAACAAAACAAGCCUUUGAAGGACUCCUCCAGAAAACCCACUGAGAACAAACUGCCUAAGGAGGAGAAAGCACCUCCAAAAGCUGCUUUCAAGGAACCAAAACUGGCCGUGAAGGAGACCAAACUGGAGAACACUUCUCCAAAGGGUGGGCCGCAGCCGGAAUUAAAGUCUUCCAGCAAAAGGCCCUCCAAUGUGGAGUCACCAAAGCCUAGUGCCAAAAAACAAAAAAAGAGUAGCUCCAAAGGGGUAAAAAAUAUUCUGGGAACAUCUCCCAGAACCUCAUCUUCCUCAUAUCCAGAGAAGAAACCAACUAAGGAGAAGAUGAAUGCCAAAGUGGAAAAGGUAAAAUCUGAAAGUGAGGCCAAGGAGAUCAAAAAGCCUGUGGAAAUGGAGGAGUCAAAUUCAGAAGAUGAAACUUCUUUCAAGUCAGAGGGGGUUAAGUCUGUCCAGUCCAGCCCUUCCAACUCCAGCUCCAGCUCCGACUCCAGCUCUGACUCUGAUUUCGAGCCAUCUCAGAACCACAGUCAAGGCCCGCUGCGCUCCAUGGUGGAAGAUCUGCAGUCAGAGGAGUCGGAUGAUGAUGACAGCUCCUCUGGAGAAGAGGCAGCAGUCAAAGCAAACCCAGUCAGCCGGGAUUCCAGACUGAGCCUUAGUGACAGUGACAGUGAUAACAGUGCGGACUCUUGCCUGCCAAGUCGAGAGCCGCCUCCUGGUCAGAAACUGCCUGCAGCAAAUAAUAAGGCGUCUGGAAGAAAAAGCCCAGAGUCUUGUAACAAGCCAGAAAAGAUCCUGAAGAAGGGAACGUAUGACAAGGCCUACACCGAUGAAUUAGUGGAGCUUCACAGGCGACUAAUGGCACUACGAGAGCGCAACGUGCUACAGCAGAUUGUAAAUCUUAUUGAGGAAACCGGGCAUUUUAAUGUUACCAACACAACCUUUGACUUUGACCUCUUCUCCUUGGAUGAGACAACCGUCCGUAAGCUGCAGAGCUACUUGGAAGCAGUAGCAACAUGACGCUUGGCCUUAGAAGCAGGCUGCUUUUGAAACCAGAAAUCCCGUUUAUUGGUACCAGGAAACGAACCCAUGGAACUAGGCCUUCUUAUUCUCUCGAUUCACCCGAAGCACUGCCUUAGAGAACAGCCAUGCUCUAUGAAUGCACAGCCAGCUGCACUUUCUUGUAGGCUUCAAACAAGCACCCAUAUUGCUGAGUCUGUCCUCCAUAGCUUCAUAAGUCCACUUGGGCACAGGUCCUGAGUAGAGCAAAAGACACGCUGCACCUAGCUGCAGUGCAACACUUCUGGUUUUACUUCAAGAAACUGUGUUUUAAGAACAGAUUUUCAGGCGUCUCUGAGAGCUUAAGAAGUGUGGAUGAUGUUUUCUUCACUAAAUCUUGGGACCAGCCUGCCUGCGGAGCUCUAGCAAGUCCGAUUUCCUCCAGCUCUGUGAUGAAGCAUUCAUGAUGUGUAAGCAGGAUUGGCUUUUACAAAGCUAACCGAGAGGCUGAUGGCGGAGGAGGCUUCCUAGGGGUAUUGUUGGUCUGUUGUGGGGAAAAGUGGACAGAUUCCAGCUUUGAUCACUUGCAAGUUCUGCUGCAGUUUGGUACAGAGCACUGCUGUAAUUUGGUUCCCAGCUCCUGCAGGGCAUCGCUCCACACACAGGACCUUACUCUGUUUCAGCUUCCUGGAGAGACCGUUUGUGCUCUUUGAAGAGGCCUCUCGAAUCUGCUGUCUCCCGCUGAGGUUUUGAGACAUCUUGUUUGUUGAUCUGAGCUCCUAAACAAAGUCUCACUCCUUUCAGUCUGCUUUAACUCUAAUAGGACUACAAAACUGUAAGCUGUAUAUUUUAUAUAUAUAUUAUAUAUAUGUAUGUACUGUAUGUAUAAGAAGGGCCUAGUUGGGUCUUACGAUUUUAAGGGUGUGUUUUUCUGUUAUGUUUUUUAAUGGCUAUGGCAGGGGAAGGGCGCUUAAUAAGAUUUGACUUGUUUGUUAAAAUGCCUCUUGUGGACAAUUUUUAGUGUAUGAAAGCUGAACAGCGAUCUUCAAAGCAUUUUGUGCUCUGGAAGGGACUCACCUGUUGUCUUUUUCAUUUGUCAGUGUUUAAUAACUUUGCCAAAAUAUGUGAUUGGUUUUGUUCUAUGUUCUCAAAGAGGAAUCUCCUACAGUGGCCCCUAUAGUAGUGGCUGUACUUUGGGAAAACCAAAACAAGGGAGAAUUUUAUUUUGGGACGCACCUGGAAAACACUGAUGUAACAACCAAGUGAAAUCAGGUUUGUUUCCUCCUCCCUCUCCCCCCACCUCGCACCUGCUCAAGAAAUGGCAGGAAACAGUAAACACUAAUCCAGAAUCUUUCAUCUAUUUCUAGUCAAACUAGCAUGGGCUUCAGGAGUUGUCUGUAUGCUGGCUGGGUGUGGGGAAAGUCAUGUAGCUCUUAUCAAAACGGUAUUACACUCCUGUUCCCUAAAUCCAGUAUUUUUUAUUUUUGAAGAAUUGCUUCUUUCUUCCAAUCAGUGUGUAAGCUUUUGCCAAAUGUUAAGUGGCUGCUGGCAGUGAGGAGGAGAGCAGCAGUUCUGAGGAGCCCUCUGCUCAUGCACGCAUCUCUUGUGUCUAUAAAAGCCCUGUGUAGGAACUGGGGAGUUGCAUUGUUCCCGGGUUUGCUGUCCCUUCUCCAUCAUGAAAUUUCAAUCCCUUGUUUUGGGUUACCCCUUUCUUUAUCAUGGAAAUGUUGCAACUAAUCAACUUAAGUGGCAAUAUGAUGAUAAGCUUGUUUGAGUUGGGUCAUGUUGACCCGAUUCCCAUUAAUUUUCUUUGUACCAUCUUUCAUGUGUCUCGUGUGUGUGUGUAUAUACAUAUAUAUACAUAUAUAUAUGUGUGUGUGUGUGUAUAUAUAAAUAAUCAAGCUCAUGCCAGGUGCGUGCCCUGUCACAACAGUGAUCUCAGCUGUUUUUUUCCUGAUGAACAAUGCCAAGCCUGGAUAGAAACCCUGUGUACAAAUGUACUUUGAGAAGGUGGAGGAUGGCAGGAAGAGGAGGAGCUGUGAUGGCCUUUGUUGGCAUCGAAUGCCGUGUGCAGGAGGACAGCAGCUGCAGUCCAUGAGCGUUCAUGGAUUCGCCUGUUUGUGGUGCCAGGUGUGGUGGGUAUGCGUGAACUGCUCAUGGUCCCUGCUGGGUCUGUGGCAUGGAGGAAGUGAGUCUUGCUCAGCUGCCACAGCCCCACGCUGGGCUCCCUAGGCACGUGGCAAAGCCCCUGGCACGUGGUGCCUCCUGCCGCAAACGAUUGGUGACACUCCCUGUCUCUGAAGCUGCAUAACAGCGCUGGUGGCAAGCCCAAGCCUGAGAUCCCUCUAGGUCUUUGGUCCUCUCUUCACUGGGGUAAUUAACUCCCACAGCUGUUGUGUCCGUGUUGCCCACCCUGGCAGCUUUUCUCCUGGGACUAUCAGUAGCCUCCAGAGUAACCACAAGGGACUGGAGGUGCCACCACCCUUCUGCCCCCUUCACAUGUUAAAAUCUGAGUCGUCACCGCUGCCAGCUAGUCCAAGAACACACGUGGGCCAGUGUUCCUGAACUUGGCUGGAAGCACAUGGGGCUCCUGCCCAAGGCUGUGGCAUCGUCCUGUCCUGGAACCGACUUUAUUCGUGAAGUCUAAUGAGCAUUGAUGGGAAUUUUGUUUUUAUAAGAAGUAUUUUACACAUGGAUUUUUUUAGACUGUUUAUAAUCUCCUUGAAAACCCAAAAUAGGAUUGUUCCCCAGCAAUAGUUCUCCAUUGUGUGCACAUGCUGAUUUGUUACUAAAAGGUUUCUUGCAAGUACAUAGUUGUUCUACAGAGUUGUUGUUUUUUGGGGUGUGUGGUAGCAUUGGGGACCACAGGAGGAAUGACUCUGCAAACCAAGAUUUGUCAAAUUUGGGCCUCAUCUUGUGUCCCCUUCUAGUUACAUAUGAACGAGUUCCCUGUGUAGAUUCUCUAUAGGCUGGCUGAAUGCUGUUCUGAACAUGCCGUGUACAGGUAUUUGUGGAUAAAGUGUUUGUUCUUGUGUCACUCUUGAGAGCAUGGAUGGAUUAUUGUACAAUAGGAAGGAGGGGGCAGUGCUGCUGUCAGCAUUGCUUCAGGUCUUCGAGGAUGUGUAGUAGCUUGCAUUAUUUAAAAAAGGAAAAAAAAAAAUCCAAAAUUGACUUCUAGCCACAAUGGUUUUUCCAAGGAAAAUGGGCAGAACUCUGUUACUUUUCUGUGUCCUUCAUCUUGUUACUGAAGGCAUGAACAAGUGCUGACCAGUCUGAAGGCUUUCAGAGUUGUUCAGAGUUGCUUUGAAUUGAAUCGUGUUGGAGGUAAGAUCAGGACGCAGCUUUUCCUUUGUCCUUGGCCUUUGUAUUAAAGGGCAAAAGAGGGGUCAGGAGUGUUUUCCUGUUGUCUUGGUCUGGUAUGUAUUAAGCCUUGAGGCUUUGAUUACUGACAUUUAGUAUUAAGAUGAGGAAAAAAAAAAAAAAAGGAUAGUAAGGCUGGCUGGCUCCCAGAACACCAGCUAAGGAAUAUUGGAUAUGUUGGUGAUGAGACUGGCUAUGCUGUGGUCAGGCUGAAUACAUGGAAGUGCAAUGAUUUUUGCCACCAGUUCUUAUACUGCUGUGUGUGGUGGUGGAAGCAUCAGAACUAGCAAAGAAAUUGAUGCAACAAUCCAGAAACAAGUUUUUGUCAGAUCUUGAGAGUAUUUGAUGGUGAGAGGUUUAAACGUCCCCUCUGGAGCUUGCCCCAUCCCAUUCCCUGUGAGCAGAGACCCAAGUCACUCUGGUUCUGCAAGCCUCAACUGUCACAUUCUCGAAUGCACUAGAGCACGGUCAGUGUACUUGGAGUGUCUCUGCACUAGCCCAGCUGCCUGCCACACGCUGCUUGGCAUGCUGAUACUAGAGACAGCCCUUGUACACCUGGUAUGAGUAUUACUUCUAAAAAGAUGAGAAACGAUUGGUGUUGCUUACAUGGGGGCAUGAAAUAGCCAUCAAAAACUGAAGAGAUGAGUUUGCACUCCUAAAGAAAAUAUAAGUACUUCAACUUCUAGAUAAUUUUUAAUUGUAUUUCUGCCUAGAAUCAAGGUAUUAAAUACCUUGUCACUUGAGGAUUUUAAAAGUUGUGUUGGGAAAUGAAUUCUUCACUUGGCUGUAAGAAAUUCAGCUGGCCCAAGACUAACUUCAAGAUUAAAAAAAAAAAAAUCAUGUUUGUAAUACAUUACAGGAUUGUUUGUCCUGAAUUUUAAACCUUUUUGUUAAAUUUGUGGAACUAUGGAGGAAUUUUCUAGAAAAAGUGAAAUAAAGUAAGAUGGAAAAGUAAAACUUCA